GACCUGAUAGAAAGUGACUGCACAAGUAACUCAGAGCUGGCAAACUCGAACAACACAACGUUUUUAGUAGUGACGACACUCACAGUCUUUUCGUAUGAAGAUGACAGAAAAGAUGUCUGCGUCUCUCGUGUUGUGUCUGGUGACCUUCGCCAUAACGUCAACAACUGGGAUGCCUCUUCCACUGAAACGGGACCUGGCCAGUUCAAGCGAGAAAAUUCUAGACGUGUUAAGCCAGGCGUCUAAGUUCGACAAGUUGGCCAAGUUCAGUGUCAACUUCUACCAGACUAAAGACAAGGGCCUGCUGCAAAACGCCUUUGACCUCGUGGACUCUGAUGGUGACGGCAAGCUGUCAUAUGAUGAACUACUGUAUUCUCCCUACGUUUUAUCACUACGUGUAUGCGGUAACGAUGAAAAAGACGACGAUGAAGAGAGAGAGACGAACAUCCUGAAGUGUGACCAACAGAUUCUGGUGCAUUGUGGGAACGUGCUAGUGGACAACAUCGUAGCGACGGACGAGACUUCCGUCUGUACAGCAUUUGCGGUAAAGCAACCAAAACCAUUUUUGUAG
Branchiostoma floridae (Florida lancelet) is the source of this 568-nucleotide messenger RNA. RefSeq lists its product as uncharacterized. The coding region runs from base 95 to 568 and encodes 157 amino acids. NCBI's taxonomy places the organism in Eukaryota, Metazoa, Chordata, Leptocardii, Amphioxiformes, Branchiostomatidae. The record is from RefSeq and is a predicted model, not a curated record. Gene Ontology annotation, molecular function: calcium ion binding. The transcript has 5 exons.